Messenger RNA from Nezara viridula (southern green stink bug), 1194 nucleotides. Lineage: Eukaryota; Metazoa; Arthropoda; Insecta; Hemiptera; Pentatomidae. The record is from the annotation of a GenBank genome assembly.
AAAGAUGGCGCCAUGUAAGGAGGCUGCAGCAGGCAAGAGCUCCGAUUUAAAGGAACAUUUCCUUUUUGAGCGCUUUAUUAAUUUAAAUGCAUAUGCCUUAAGUAAAGGACUAUGUCUCCACGAACUAAGAAAUUUAUGUCAUUCAAAGAAAAGCUCCUUUUCAAUGAAAAAUAUUUGUUUAUGUAGCUAUGUUAAGAUAGCUAAUGAUUUUAAGUUUUUAGUUAUUGUUUUAACUCUUUUAAUUUCGUUACUUUACUUUAAAUUACCAUUUAUAGAUGGUAUGAUGAAAACUGCGUUCGGUAUUAAAUGUAUUUUACCGAAUAAUUAUAUAGUCUGGGAAGCAACCAGACCUAUAGCUGAUUGUAGUAUUUGCUAUAAUCUCAAUAGUGCUGUAAUACUCCCUAAUAUAACUAGGGAAGAAUUUUCUAGAUAUGCCUAUUCUUAUAAGCCUAUUAUAAUUAAAGGAGCUGCAAAACAUUGGUCUGCUGUUAGAACCUUUGAUUAUCAUUUUUUCAAAGAUCUGUUUCUAAACACUGCUGGUGCAUUUGAAAGUGUUGAAGAAGAGUGUCAAUUUUUAAACUUCAAGUCCGAUUUCAAGAAUUUAGAAGAUGUAUUUAAUAUGCCAUUGAAAAGGAUUUACAAUGAAAAAGGAACGAAACCGUGGUAUAUUGGAUGGAGCAACUGCAAUAGAGAAAUGCUGAAGAAAAUGCGGCGACACUAUACAAAACCACAUUUUCUUCCUGUUGAUGCGGAACAUUCUCAUGUUGAUUUUAUUUUCAUGGGUUUCGAGGAAGGAGCCUUUAUGCAUCUCGACUACAUUAGUCGUUUGAUGUGGCAGGCACAGUUAAGAGGUCAUAAAACUUGGCAUCUGCAUCCGCCUCCAGAAUGUGAAAAUGUUUGCACUCCCAUUUCCUUCACUGUCAAUCCUGGAGACAUUCUUCUGUUGGAUACACGCCAGUGGUAUCACAAAACAUAUGUAUCUCCUGGUGAAUUCUCUCUGACUGUUAGUUCAGAAUAUGGAUAAUCUAAGCAAGCUCUCAAGACUCUGAAGUGUAUUGAAGUUCCUUUGUAGAAUAUUUUUCCACCAUCUGUAUUACCUAUUUUUAAAUUAAUGUCUAAUAGCGUCCAUUUUAUUGUUAUUUUAUUUUAUCAUUUUUCUUCUUUUUAAAAAUCAUUGUUAAUUUUAGAAUGAAU